This is a messenger RNA of Arabis nemorensis, 1128 nucleotides long. The record is from the annotation of a GenBank genome assembly. NCBI's taxonomy places the organism in Eukaryota, Viridiplantae, Streptophyta, Magnoliopsida, Brassicales, Brassicaceae.
AUGAAUCCACCGAUCUCUGUACCAGCUUCUUCUUCUCCGACGAUGGACGUUUCGCCGCUUCUAAGCCGGAGCAGGCGUAACCUUCCUCGUUCAUCUCAGCCGCUUCGAGGAGCAGCGGCGAGGCUUCUCCGUCGCGCUAGCAACCGUCGGAUGAUGCUCCGUGAACCUUCCGUUCGAGUCCGUGAGGUGGCGGCUGAGCAGCUUGAGGAGAGACAGAGUGAAUGGGCUUACUCGAAACCGAUUAUAGUUCUCGAUAUACUAUGGAAUUUCGUCUUUGUGAUUGUGUCGAUUGCGAUUCUAGGGUUUAGUUCUGAAGAAAAACCUGAUGUUCCUCUUAGGUUGUGGAUAAUUGGAUAUAAUUUCCAGUGUUUGUUUCACGUUGGAUGUGUAAUCGCUGAGUAUAGACGACGCAGAGAAGCUAAUUCUCCUCUUAGUGAAGAAGAUUCAUCGAAUCAUGGAUCUCUUAGUGGAAGUGAAGACGAAUCUGAUGGUGGUUAUGGCAUCGACGAAGCUGAUGAUGAUCAUCGAACUAGUUUCGCCAAGCACCUCGAAUCCGCGAAUACGAUGUUCUCUUUUGUCUGGUGGAUCAUCGGGUUUUACUGGGUCACAGGUGAUACCGAGGCUCUUGCUCAAUCUUCGCCUCAACUCUACUGGCUUUGUGUUGCAUUCCUUGCCUUUGAUGUUAUAUUCGUUGUCAUUUGCGUUGCGGUUGCUAGUCUAAUCGGUAUUGCUGUUUGUUGCUGCUUACCUUGCAUCAUCGCGAUCUUGUACGCGCUAGCAGAUCAGGAAGGUGCGCCGGAUGAGGAAAUAGAAAGGCUUUCAAAAUUCAAGUUUCUCACGGCAAAGAAUUCUGAGAAAGUGAAUGGCGAAAUCCGGGAAACUCAAGGAGGGAUAAUGACUGAAGUAGGCGUUGAUUCUCAAACAGAACGCGUGAUAUCUAGCGAAGAUGCUGAAUGCAGCAUAUGUCUAUGUGCAUAUGAAGACGGAGUAGAACUAAGGGAACUUCCUUGUGGACACCUUUUCCACAGUUUAUGCGUAGACAAAUGGCUAAGGAUCAACGCGACUUGCCCUCUCUGCAAAUUCAAUAUCCUCAAGAAUGGUGAAAAUAGCGGCAGUGAACAAGUGUGA